UUUACACAAGCAAAUAAUAGUGUAAUCGAAUUUUCUGUGCUGCGCAGCAGUUAAAUAAAAUAUAAUACACCGCAGCUGCAGAUAGAAAUCGGACUUAAAAACCAGUGCAAGUUGCAUUCGCCCCAAAUUGAAGGCGCAUUUUCGUGGGGCGUGCAAUGUUUAGGAUCCAUCUGAAAAUGGGUCCGCAACGCAACAACAACAAUGGUGCUGCCGGGAGUAGCAACGGCGGAGGUCGUCACCUGAAGGAGUUCACCUGCUGCUUCGGGCUGCAUGUCCACACGGCCACCUUGAUGAUCGGAUUGUGGCACCUGUUUUUGAACAUCUUAGCAUUGAGCGUUCUGGCAGUUAUAUGGCGCAAUCCCGAGAUGAUGGACGAGCUGGAAGGUGGCACCCACGACUACACUGUGGAUCUGAGUGCACCGGCACUACCCACGCCGCUGAGCAAGGUCGAACCGCCCUACGCCUACCGCGACCACUCCUUCAACUAUCGUAAGCGUUACCAGAACUUUGACAUGGGCGGCUUGGUGUGCACCUGUAUGAUAGCCAUCACGUUGAUGAUGAUCUACGGCACCAUCAAGGGGAAACCUUCGCACCUGUUGCCCUUCUUUUGUUUGCAGUUGUUUGAUUUCGCCAUUACCACUCUCACCGCUGCUGGAUAUCUGUGCUACCUGCAGGCCAUUCACAGCAUCAUUGCCGAGUCGCAUCGCUUACCAUGGCGCGAGAAGCUGCUGGAACUGCCGCCAGAGGAGCUGGUUGUUGUAGUCCUUCUCGUCUUUAUUUGCAUUGUUUUUCUCAAGGCCUACUGCAUUGGUAUCGUUUGGCGCUGCUACAAGUACUUGACCCUGCGUCAACAACACGUUCGCACCCUGUUCCCGUUCCUUGAGCCACCAACUGGAGUCCACAGUGUUGGCGGAACCUUCGGUGCCGAGGAGCGGUCCUACUCCACGCUGCUGCCCAAUUACGAUGAAGCGAUUGCCCAGUACUUGAAGCAGGCACCGCCGCCAUCUUACCAGGUGGCCAUGUCCAACUACGAGGAGGCCGAGGACGCUGCGGCUGAAGGGGCAGAGGUCAAUCCUUCAGUGGCACCCUUGUUUGUGGCCCUCGGGGCAGCCACCACAGCUAACGUCGCCUCCAACACGGAUGACAACAUGGAUAACAACAAUGAUCAGCCGAACAACAACAACACGAUGCAUGUGAACGCCAAUACGCCGCCAAUGCGUCGCAGCGAUGCCGCUGUAAGCGCCAAUGUCGACGAGGAGGAUGACGACCUAGAGGUGAUCGACGCGGGCGUGGAUAUAAUUGGGGGUAUUCCACCUCCUCCGCCCUACAACGACGUUGCCGAUGCCCAGGUGCAGGUGCCAUCGCAGUCGCCGCUGCACCGCCAGCCCAACAUCCCGGGACAAGUAUUUGACGGUCGCGACGAGAGCCAGGCCUAAGUUGUAGCUUGGAUUAGUUUGCUUCUCAUGGCGAGUGGGUUGUGAUCAUUGGUGACCACCCCUCUCCACCUCCUCUUCUUGCCCAGAUGAUCUGGUUUCAUCUAACAGCUAUCAUUCCCAGGCACACAUACACGAUCUAUAAGGUUGCUUCAAUGUAUCUAUCAGUGUUUUUAGAGAAUCGAAGCCCAAACUAGUUUUGCUUUUAGCCGUCGCUCAUUAUUGUUGUUUAACGUACAAUUAAGAUGCUCUAGUUGCUGCUCAUUUAGUAUACAUCACAAGCAAGCAAAACCAAAAACAUUUUGCGAUGCUGGCGAGGAAAGCUUCAAUUCCUUUUCGGCCGCAUCUGACCCGAAAGUAGCUGCAACAAUCUGUUAGAUCGUUUUUCAUUUGGCCCGAAAUAGCCUGAGCAUUUCGGAUAGUCUAGGCCCAAGUAGUUGUUACCAGAGAGUAUCGCUGGCAUAAUAACGAUGUUCUUUGUUUUAAGCUAUCUCGUAAGACUCUAUGCAUAUUGAAUACCGAGUACUGAAUUCAUAGCACAGCAUACAUAAUCCAUAAAUUAUGAUGAUAUUAUCAAUUGUAUUUUACUAUUGCGUAUUAAUACCAGCAAUUGUAUUGUUUUAUGUGUGUACAAUAUCUAAAUGUAUACUGUGUACUAAAUAUGCAGAGAUAUUCGAAUAAAAAUUAGUUUAUAUUUAA
This is a messenger RNA of Drosophila rhopaloa, 2132 nucleotides long. RefSeq names its product lysosomal-associated transmembrane protein 4A. NCBI's taxonomy places the organism in Eukaryota, Metazoa, Arthropoda, Insecta, Diptera, Drosophilidae. Gene Ontology annotation, cellular component: lysosomal membrane. The transcript is spliced from 5 exons. The record is from RefSeq and is a predicted model, not a curated record. Bases 156 to 1436 code for a protein of 426 amino acids.